AUGUCUCCUGGUCUGAUUGGUCACUUUUUCAAAUCUAACGAAGCCUUCAGCUACGAAGCGCUUCGUGCUGCCGGCUACAGCAAUCACGGCGGCGCUGAUCUCGGUGAAGUGAUAGCUAUUUGUUCUAAAAUCCGCCCAGGGAAUGAGAAAGACUGGGAGCGCGAGUGGCAGAAAGCCGCAGAACGUGCUGUAUCUCAUGCGGAGCAAUCAGAAGCUGCGCAAAAUGUACAAAGUGCCUACCAUGGAUAUCUUCGUGCAUCGAAUUACUUCCGUACCGCUGAGUUUUUCCGCCGAGAGAAUGUCGAGCAAGACAGUAUCUCGCAUUUUUUAUAUGAGAAAUCGGAAGAUACUUUCGCAGCAGCGAUGACGCUUUCGCCUUUUCACUAUGAAGCGAUCACCAUUCCUUACGAAGAAACCUCUUUGCCAGGCUAUCUAGUGAGUCCUGAUAGCACACAAAAACCACGACGGACAAUCAUUUUCAAUGGUGGCUACGAUUCUACUAUGAGUGAGGGAUGGUUUGCUAUCGGGGCAGCAGCCCUGGAAAGGGGCUAUAACUUUCUCUCCUUUGACGGACCGGGACAAGGUGCGGCUAUUCGACGACAACAGCUGCGUUUCCGGCCCGACUGGGAAAACGUUCUCACGCCUGUUGUCGACUAUGCUCUUUCCCGUGAGGAAAUUGAUGCCAAUGCCAUAGUUAUCUUUGGGUGGAGUAUGGGUGGAUACCUCGUGGCCCGAGGAGCAACGCAGGAACAUCGGGCGCAAGCCAUCAUCCUCGACGAUGGUGUGUACGAUUUUGGCUCGGCAUUCCGAGCCCAUCAACCGUCCUUUGUUCAAGCUUUGGUUGAGAAGAGAUUUGAUUCAGUUUACAAUUGGAUUUUUCACUGCGUGCAAUCAUUUUCGACUGGGAUCCGGUGGGCACUGUACAAUGGCAAAUGGACUUUUGGCGUAAACUCGCCAGCAGACCUCGUCCGCACAGUUUCCAAAUAUACUUUGGAGGGCAUUAGUCAAAAUAUUGUGACACCGUGCCUAAUAAUUGAUGCCGAAAAUGAUCAUUUCCUGAAAGGCCAGCCCGAAAUUCUUCGAAGAAAUCUUCGCUGUGAACAUCAGCUUGUCAGUCUGAGAGCAGAUGAAGGUGGUGAUACUCAUUGUCACCAGGGUGCCUUCUUUCGGUUGCAUCAGGUUGUUUUCGACUUCUUAGAGACGCACCUUGCUGCGCAAGAAAAAUUGUGA
Messenger RNA from Penicillium cinerascens, 1230 nucleotides. RefSeq names its product alpha/beta hydrolase family protein. Bases 1 to 1230 code for a protein of 409 amino acids. The transcript has a single exon. The record is from RefSeq and is a predicted model, not a curated record. NCBI's taxonomy places the organism in Eukaryota, Fungi, Ascomycota, Eurotiomycetes, Eurotiales, Aspergillaceae.